UGGAGGCGGGAAGAGGCGGCGGGAGAAUGGAGACGCAGGAGAGUGGCGGUGGCAGUGGCGAGUGCGGGGCCCAGGACCCUGACCCGGCCCCCAGCAAGGCCCCCGGCAGUGCCGGCCAGUACGAGCUGCCGUGGGUUGAAAAAUAUAGACCAGUAAAGCUGAAUGAAAUUGUCGGGAAUGAAGACACAGUGAGCAGGCUGGAGGUCUUUUCAAGAGAAGGGAAUGUGCCCAAUAUCAUCAUUGCUGGCCCCCCAGGAACCGGCAAAACUACCAGCAUCCUGUGUUUGGCACGAGCCCUGCUGGGCCCGGCCUUCAAGGAUGCCGUUUUGGAGCUCAAUGCCUCAAAUGACAGGGGCAUUGACGUUGUGAGGAACAAAAUCAAAAUGUUUGCCCAACAGAAAGUCACCCUUCCCAAAGGGCGACACAAGAUCAUCAUCCUGGAUGAAGCAGACAGCAUGACUGAUGGAGCCCAGCAAGCCUUGAGGAGAACGAUGGAAAUCUACUCCAAAACGACCCGCUUCGCUCUUGCUUGUAACGCUUCGGAUAAAAUCAUAGAGCCCAUUCAGUCCCGGUGCGCGGUCCUCCGCUACACCAAGCUGACCGACGCCCAGAUUCUUGCCAGGCUGCUUUGCGUCAUCGAGCAGGAGAAGGUGCCGCACACGGACGACGGCCUGGAAGCCAUCCUCUUCACCGCCCAGGGCGACAUGAGGCAGGCAUUGAACAACUUGCAGUCCACUUUCGCGGGAUUCGGCUUCAUCAACAGUGAGAACGUGUUCAAGGUCUGUGACGAGCCCCACCCCUUGCUGGUGAAGGAGAUGAUCCAGCACUGUGUGAGCGCCAGUAUCGAUGAGGCCUACAAGAUCCUCGCUCACCUGUGGCAUCUUGGCUAUUCCCCAGAAGACAUCAUUGGCAACAUUUUUCGAGUGUGUAAAACCUUCCAAAUGGCAGAAUACUUGAAACUGGAGUUUAUUAAGGAAAUUGGAUACACUCAUAUGAAAAUAGCGGAAGGUGUGAACUCCCUUCUGCAGAUGGCAGGGCUCCUGGCCAGGCUGUGUCAGAAGACAAUGGCCCCGGUGGCCAGUUAGAGCAGAGAACUCAUUCGCUGGGUUAUGAGUCCUCGUCACUGAGAGGCAGGAGUCAUAGCCUUCUGAUUUGGAAAAAGUGCUGCCUUGGAUGGCCCUGGAGUGCAUCUCCCUUGCCGUCACCUUCCAGUACGUCUCCCCUGCUCCUGGAGCGUUUACCCUCAGCCUCAGACUCGUGGUGGGGUGACAGCAUAGCAAGGCCCCAGAGACCCUCCGGGGCCCAGUGCCUGAUCUGUGCACGUGUUGGCAUUUUAGUAAUAAAACUGUACAGCUUUGUCAGCAGAAAGGUGGCAGUGCAAGGCCACAAGGAAA
Messenger RNA from Lagenorhynchus albirostris (white-beaked dolphin), 1394 nucleotides. RefSeq names its product replication factor C subunit 2 (gene RFC2). The coding region runs from base 27 to 1085 and encodes 352 amino acids. Gene Ontology annotation, molecular function: ATP binding; DNA binding; ATP hydrolysis activity. The record is from RefSeq and is a predicted model, not a curated record. Gene Ontology annotation, biological process: DNA repair; DNA-templated DNA replication. The transcript has 11 exons. Gene Ontology annotation, cellular component: nucleus; DNA replication factor C complex. Lineage: Eukaryota; Metazoa; Chordata; Mammalia; Artiodactyla; Delphinidae.